UGUUUUUUUGCACUCGGUUUAAUGCCUUGCCAACACAUAGGGGGAUGUUGAACCGAUGGAGAUGUAGCAAACAGCAAAGGAUCGAAUGACAGGCUGACGUGGGACAGGAGUUACACUACUUAAAAUGUUUCAAGCCAGCAUCGCUCAGAGUUGGGGAAGUUAGCACAGGUCUCCCGUUAUUGUGUGUGAAACAUGGGUUGCUGCAUGCAGGAUAACUACACCCCCCUUUUUAAUGAUGCGUUUGAGGUGAUCCACCAUCAGCAACACCAGCAGCCCUCAUCCCAGUUCAGACAGGACGCUGGACUCCAAUACCUACCAAGUCCAUCAUUCACGAUGUACAGCUUCCAGCACUAUCCAGAGACCGGUCCUGGCCCUUACUGCCCCCUGAAUGGACAGUCCCAACAUUUCCAGGAUGCUAUGGAUAUUAACCUUGACAACAACAAGCUCGCACACAACAAUGGCUCCCAGUUUCCAAGUUAUUUUCCAGACAAUCACUUUCAAGAUUUGUUUAUCCCGAGGCAAGGAAAAGGCAGGAGGAGACUCCGUCUUUAUGAAUUCCUGAGUGAGUCUCUCCAUGAUUCCGAGAUGUCCGACUGCAUUCAGUGGGUGGACAGAAAGAGUGGUGUGUUCCAGUUCGUCUCCAAGAACAAGGAGAAAGUGGCGGAGAUGUGGGGCAGGAGAAAGGGCAACCGGAAAACCAUGACCUACCAGAAAAUGGCUCGGGCUCUGAGAAACUACAGCCGGACAGGCGAGAUUGUGAAAGUGCGCAGAAAGUUAACAUACCAGUUCGAUGCCCAGGUGCUGCAGAGAUUGGGAAACUGUUCAAAUUCUCAUUAUCCCCACAGUGAACAUGAACACUGCACUCGCGAUCACUGGCACUUCAGUUACAAUUACAAUGACCUUUUCCAUGAGAACUCCAUCUGAAGAGUGUUGGUUUCCACCAACUCAAUGCUCUUUAUAACAAAAUAUUGCAAAUUGUUUUUCAGAAGGGCACGCCCUACCUUGAAAAAACCCCAAUAUUCUAAAUCUUGUAAAUAUCUUUAAGCGUGUAUGUGUGUGUGUGCGUAAGAUGUUUUAGCCCAGUCCAGUGUCAUGUACUAAACAAACCAGAAUAAAUGUUGUCUUUUGUCUA
Chiloscyllium plagiosum (whitespotted bambooshark) is the source of this 1132-nucleotide messenger RNA. RefSeq names its product transcription factor Spi-C-like. Gene Ontology annotation, molecular function: sequence-specific DNA binding; DNA-binding transcription factor activity, RNA polymerase II-specific. Gene Ontology annotation, cellular component: nucleus. The record is from RefSeq and is a predicted model, not a curated record. NCBI's taxonomy places the organism in Eukaryota, Metazoa, Chordata, Chondrichthyes, Orectolobiformes, Hemiscylliidae. Gene Ontology annotation, biological process: cell differentiation; regulation of transcription by RNA polymerase II.